Molecule: messenger RNA, 485 nt
Organism: Rhodofomes roseus
Lineage: Eukaryota; Fungi; Basidiomycota; Agaricomycetes; Polyporales; Fomitopsidaceae
Exons: 3
Coding region: 52-321 (89 amino acids)
Source: RefSeq, a predicted model, not a curated record
GCUACCUUCCUCUCUUACGACCUGCUCGCGGGUGAGGGUCAGACAGUAACGAUGCGUCCUUCAUUACCUCGCCUAGUGAAAGUCAUCCCCAAGAGCCAGCUGGCGCAGCAAGGCAUCCCGCUUCAGCGCACCUUACCUGAGCCCGUGCGUUCGGACAUCAAGCAGCCGACGCUCAUUGAACUCCUCAUGAAACGGAGGGCUGAUGCGGGAGAGAGCUACCCGUCAAAUAUUCGGAUAGAGCCCGAGCUGAAGAUGGCGCACUUCAGACGGUUCCCAAAGGAGGUUGGGAUGGAGUUGAAGGAGAUGGCUCGGGAAAAGUGAUGUAGUGGGGCAUGGUUCACUCUUGCUACCGCUCGCAUACAUCUGGCCGGUUACUCUUGUUGCAUGACGCCGCUGCUUUAAGGCACCUUUUCCGGUUUGUCUUUGGCCUCCCGUUCAGUAAAUGCUUAUCGCAGACGGGUUGCGUAGGAAAUGUAGGGAUUUAA